Molecule: messenger RNA, 3155 nt
Organism: Peromyscus maniculatus bairdii (prairie deer mouse)
Lineage: Eukaryota; Metazoa; Chordata; Mammalia; Rodentia; Cricetidae
Source: RefSeq, a predicted model, not a curated record
CGGAGGGGAAAACCUGGGCUGCCGUUGGUUCUUAAGGUAGAGCGGAGCCAGAGACUCUGGUGCCAACACCCGCUCCCGCUAACUUUAGUCUCACUGCUGGCCCCCGCGAAGGCCAGCAGUCUGUCCCUGGCCUGUGGCUGGCCUGUCUUCCCACCUCCUCGGUCCCGGGUCUCUUUUCCAGUUUCCCGCGGGAACCGACUCUUGAAGAGAACCAACCGUGGCCGAGAGUUUUGCAGCCUGGCCAACCAGAGCCGCGGCGGGCGGCGGCGGGAAGAGCGUGUUGAGCUUCUGGCCACCGAGAGCCCGCCGGCUGAGACGCCCAAGUGGGCACCCACCUCGCGGCUAGGGUGAAGGCGUCGGCGGGACCAGCAUCGCCCAUCAGAAGACCUCUUCGGGGAACGGGGCUCAACCUCGGCGACCAUGUGCAGCCAGAUCCUUCCAGCCCUCCCCCAAACAUCUUCUAGUAGCCUGGACCUGUGGAGGGAAAAGAAUGACCGGCUCGUUGGACAGACUAGGGUAAGAUGGUUCUGGGACCCUCGCCUUGUAAUCUCAAGAUCCCAGAAAGCGGGUUUGCAAUGAUUUCACCCUAAGCCUGGGGGAAGGGGCAGAGCUUGAUCUCUGUCCAAAGAACCAGAAAUGACUGGAAAAUGUGUCCCACUCUUGUCUCGGUCACGAGGGAGAAGGACUGAUCCUCAGCGGCCCCCUCCUAAUUGCAGCAGCUGAUUGGGGAUUCUCGUCCGUCUUUGAGGCGACAGCAGUUGGCUCAAGACACACUGGAAGGGUUUAGAGAGCUCCUCCUCACUUUGCAAGGCUAGCCUGUGAGACCAGCAUCUGUCGCUCCAGGACUCCCUGCUGCUCUUCCUGCUCUCCCCUUGGAGCUGACUGUCACCUGUAAUUAUAUAAUCCUGAGGGCUAGCCUGGCCCAGGGUUUCACUGAAGACCUUAUCAAGGAUGUUCAAAGGGGCCUAGAGAGAGUGAUGGAGACCCAGAAUCAGCUGGAGCCAAAGUCACAGCAGGGACUCCAGGAGCUGUGGCACUCUGUCCUUUCUGCUUCCUCCCUUCUGCCGGAGCUGCUACCUACCUUACACUGCCUGGCCAGCCUUCAAGCUGUCCUCUGGAUGAGGACUGACUGCUCGGGGGACCUGGCCUUGCUCUUGCAAGCCCUCAAUGGCAGCCAGACUGAGACCUCUGAGGAUCUGCUACUGCUGCUAAAAUCCUGGAGCCCUCCGGCUGAGAAGUCAGAUGGCCCAUUGAUUCUGCAGGAUGCUCAGGGGUUGCGGGAUGUCCUUUUGACCGCACUUGCCUGCCGCCAAGGCCUCCAGGAGCUUAUCACAGGGAGCCUACCCCGUGCACUGAACAGCUUGCAUGAAGCAGCCUCAGGCCUGUGUCCACCAUCUGUGUUAGUCCAGGUGUACACGGCGCUGGGGACCUGUCUCCGUAAGAUGGGAAAUCCACAGAGAGCGCUGUUGUACUUGACUGCUGCCCUGAAGGUGGGAACAACCUGUGCCCUUCCUCUUCUGGAGGCUUCCAGGAUAUAUCGGCAACUAGGAGACACAGCAGCCGAGCUGGAGAGCCUGGAGCUGCUGGUUGAGGCCUUGAGUGCCACUCAUGGUCCCAAAAUGCUCAGACUUCUCAUUGAGGUGGAAUUGCUGCUUCCACAACCCGACCCAGCCUCUCCUCUUCACUGUGGCACACAGAGCCAGGCCAAGCACCUGCUAGCAAGCCGAUGUCUGCAGACAGGGAGGGCAGGAGACGCUGCGGAGCAUUACUUGGACCUGCUGGCCGUGUUACUGGGUGGUGGCUCAGAGCCGAGGGUCUCCCCGCCCACCUGCUCUCCCGGGCCUUGUGUACCAGAGUUGUGUCUGGAGGCGGCGGCAGCGCUGAUCCAGGCAGGCCGAGCCCCAGACGCUUUGACUGUAUGCGGGGAGCUGCUCAGCCGAACUUCAUGUCUGCUUCCCAAGAUGUCCGUGUGGGAAAAUGCCAGAAAGAGAACCAAAGGACUGCCAUACUGCCCACUCUGGGUCUCUGCUACCCACCUGCUUCAGGGCCAGGCCUGGUCACAACUAAAGGCUCAAAAAGAGGCACUUAGUGAGUUUAGCCAGUGCCUUGAGCUGCUUUUUCGGGUCCUGCCUGAGGACAAAGAACAAGGUGCAGGCUCCAGCUGUGAGCAGAAGUGUAGGCCUGAUGUGGUACUGAAACAGCUUCAAGUAGCUGCUCUGCUUAGUCGUGGGCUAGAAUGGGCAGCCAGUGGCCAGGAUACCAAAGCCUUAAGUGACUUCCUCCUUAGUGUGCAGAUAUGCCCAGGCAAUAGAGAUGGCUCCUUUUACCUGCUUCAGACUCUGAAAAGAUCGAAACGGAAGAACGAGGCCACUGCUUUCUGGCGGGAGGCCCAAACUCGAGCACCACAGGAAGAAGCUACCUGGUCUCUUCCACUGUAUUUAGAAACCUGUUUGAGCUGGAUCCAUCCCCCUAACUGUGAAGCUCUCCUUGAGGAGUUUGGAACAUCUCUGCUGGAGUCUCAUGACCUGUAGCUUCCUUGUUCCCAGGAGCUUGAGCUGGGGCCCCUGUGGACCAUCUCCAUGGGGAGGGUUUUUUCCUCCCUUAUCCUCUUUGGAUGAUAUGGCUGGAGCUGAUUGUUCCUAAGUCACUCCUCCACUGCUGAGCUUGCUGGUCUUGUGAGCUUGUCUCCUUGUGCCAGUCUAGUUCCAGAACAAAUCAUUGACUUCGGUCAUGACACUUGUUUCCUGUUUCUUUUCUUUCUUCCUUUUUUUUUUGGUAUGUGUGUUGAGUAAAAUCUUGUAUUUACCUAUUAUCUGCUUAUUACACGUGGUUGAAUGGGAAGAGUCAUGGCAGACUAGUUGGGUGUUGGUUAUUUAAGAUGCUGUCUUCCCAACAUCCAACUUUCGUCUACCUUCCCUGCUUCCCAGGUCUCCUCUUCCCUCCCACUUUGUUUUUGGAAGGUUGGAUUCUGGGGACUGAACUCCAGUUCCUCACAUAGAAGUCCCCAGCCCCUCCCUACCCCUCACCCAACCCCCACUAUCUGUCUGUCUGAAGAGCCCGAGGUAUGAGCAUGAGGAAAAGGCUACGUUAAUCCUUCCGAGGAAGCAGUGAUAUAGUCCUUUAAAUUAUUAAAAAUUUUAAUUACUUAUUUUAAA